AUGGUCUACUAUUUCACCUCGACGGCCGUUGAGCCUGCCGCCUUCAUAUAUGUUGGCAAGGACAAAGUAGAAAAUGAGGAUCUGAUCAAGUUUGGCUGGGAAGAAGACUUUCACGUGGACAACUUGUCCAGUGCGCAUGUCUAUCUUCGGCUCAAGGCUGGCGACUCUUGGACGUCAAUACCUCAGGAGCUGCUGGAAGAUUGUGCCCAGUUGACCAAAGCCAACUCGAUUGAAGGCAACAAGAAGGACAACGUCACGGUCAUUUACACGCCAUGGUCCAAUUUGCGGAAAGACGCAUCAAUGGCGACCGGGCAGGUGUCGUUCCACGAUCCGAAAAUGGUCAAAAAGGUCCACGUCCCAGUCCGCCAAAACGCCGUAGUCAACCGGCUGAACAAGACCCGAGUCGAAAAGUUUCCCGAUCUGCGAGCUGAGAAGGACACGGACCAGAGAGAGAAGCGCAAAGUUGAGAGGAUCGCUCGGGAGCAGCAAAAGGCCCGAGAUCGUGAAGAGCGGAAGCAGCGUGAAGAGUUGCGGUGGCAGAAGGACCAUGCUUACGACGAUAUGAUGAGGGAGGAAAACAUGGUGAGCAACGAGGAUAGAGAUGCGGGUUUCUAUGAGGACGAUUUCAUGUAA
Exophiala oligosperma is the source of this 633-nucleotide messenger RNA. RefSeq lists its product as uncharacterized. The record is from RefSeq and is a predicted model, not a curated record. The transcript is spliced from 4 exons. The coding region runs from base 1 to 633 and encodes 210 amino acids. Lineage: Eukaryota; Fungi; Ascomycota; Eurotiomycetes; Chaetothyriales; Herpotrichiellaceae.